Molecule: messenger RNA, 1359 nt
Organism: Anthostomella pinea
Lineage: Eukaryota; Fungi; Ascomycota; Sordariomycetes; Xylariales; Xylariaceae
Source: the annotation of a GenBank genome assembly
AUGCCCCAGCCUCUCAACCCGUGGGCUCACGAGCCUUAUGCUCCGCACUACGAACCAGACUAUCGCCAAGAGCAACAAGGCCAUGUACUACGUCUACCUCCACCUUCCAGCCUGGUAUCCGGAUCCCACCCAAGCCCAAGCAUCCCGAAUGGACGGGAACCGGCAGCUUACAGUCAUGACCCUUACCGGGACCCAUACUUUGCAGUUCCGGUGCCCACGUUCCAGCGAGCUCAGCAGCUGCCUAUGCCGGGUAGCAAGUUACAUGCAGCAACCCUCGCUCCUAUUACCAGGAGCCCGGCAGAUAUAAUCGCACGUCUCUCACCUACACAAUCGUCAACAGCAAGUGACCGGUCCGAGGACCUGUCAGACCACCUCCGACUGCGUCAACUCGUAGGAGACCAGAGCUCCCUGCAGGCUCAUCGGUCACAGCCCCAGCCGGAACAGAUAAAAGAGUCAUUUCGGCACCCUCGACAUGCAGAGCUCCAGCCGAUAAGACCGCCGCCAAACUAUCCAACCCCAAUUAUGCGCCCAGCCCCAUCUUCCCAGCCCAUCACUUCUCCCCGACAGACGUUGUCGCCCCAGUCGGAGUCCCGUGCCGCCGAGCGCAUGAAGAUAUCAGAUCUUUUGAGCGAUGAACCUAGAGCUGAGGCACCGACAUCUUCAAAGGUACCCGUACGAAGCAAGACUUCCACCGCGGUAGCAUCGACGUACACGGCCCGGGUUCGCCAACAACCCGUGGCCGCGAGGGCGUGCGGGUUUGGUGAAAGGGACCGGAGGGUCAUCGAUCCGCCUCCCAUCGUCCAGGUGAGCAUCGAAGAUCCGAACGCAUCAAAGGAAGAGAUCAUGAAUCGACUCAAAAAUGGGCACUCGGUGAUACACUGCACGAUCUGGGACGAGACGGGGGACCAGGACUGCUCGGCUAUGACGGACGACUAUCGGCAGCAGCGACGACUGAUGGGGACGGUAGUAUCAUCCCCCUUCGUGGGCAAGGAUGAGAACAACGAAUACGGGUGCUUCUUCUGCUUCCCAGACUUGUCCUGCCGCACGCCCGGCUCCUUCCGACUGAAAUUCAGUCUCGUCGUCUUGGACCCUAAAGGAUCAAUGCCGGGCUUCAGGACACCCGUCUGCGCCGUCGUCAUGAGCGAGGUAUUCACUGUCUACAUCCCCAAGGACUUCCCCGGCAUGAUGGCGAGCUCUGUCCUGACGAGGAGGCUCAAGGAGCAAGGGUGCCUCAUCUCCAUUAAGAAGGGGAACGAGAAGAGCGCCCGAAGUCGCGAUGAAAGCGACGACGACGACGACGACGACGAUGAGGAGGACAACACGCGGCAACGGCGGUCGAAGCGAUCGAGAAGGUCAUGA